CUGACGCCGAGCGGCCGUUGGCUGGGGGCGGGGCAACGCCCGGUGCCCGCUCCCCCGCCCGCUGGUGGCCGCUGCGGGCUCUGUCCGGCCGAGGAGCUGCGGGAGCCCCGGCCUGGCUCACGCUUCUGGGUGCCCUGGGGACUCGGCGAGAAGCCGAGGCCAGGCAUGGGCCUGAUUUUUGCCAAGCUCUGGAGUCUCUUCGGUAACCAAGAGCACAAAGUAAUCAUAGUGGGACUUGAUAAUGCUGGAAAGACUACUAUUCUUUAUCAAUUCUUAAUGAAUGAAGUGGUUCAUACUUCUCCAACCAUAGGAAGCAAUGUAGAGGAAAUAGUGGUGAAAAACACUCAUUUCUUAAUGUGGGAUAUUGGAGGACAAGAAUCAUUACGGUCAUCGUGGAAUACGUAUUAUUCAAACACAGAGUUCAUCAUUCUUGUUGUUGACAGCAUUGAUAGAGAGCGACUUUCUAUUACAAAAGAAGAACUUUAUAGAAUGCUGGCUCAUGAGGAUUUACGGAAGGCUGCAGUUCUCAUCUUUGCAAACAAACAGGACAUGAAAGGUUGCAUGACAGCUGCUGAGAUAUCUGCUUACCUCACCCUGAGCUCCAUAAAGGAUCACCCGUGGCACAUUCAGUCCUGUUGUGCUCUGACAGGAGAAGGAUUAUGCCAAGGCUUGGAGUGGAUGACCUCCCGUAUUGGAGUGAGAUAGCUGCUUUUUUCUUUUCCGAAAGAAGAGACUUCUAUUUAUCUUGUGAACAUGUACAUUUUUCUGUACCUUGGCUGCUGAGGCAGUGACCAUGUUUAAUUUAUAUCAGCCAACCCUCAAGCUGUGCUUGAAUCAAGUGCAGUUGAACUGAAACACUAAAUAUUUUCUUAACUUUUUUUAAUACACUAAUCUUCAACUGGAUGAACACGUGAAUCUGUUUUUAAGCAUUAAAAUUCCUCUGAAUAUGUAUUCUGACUUUCUCAGCGAUAGCUUUUUAAAAUUUUAUUGUCAUUGUCAAUAUUUCAUACGUCCUCUUUCUUAAUAGUCUAUAUAACUUACUAACAUAAAUGAGCACAGUUUCUUUAAUAAUAAAAAGUAGUGAAUAGGUUGACUUUGGCAUAGCUUUAGCCUCUAAGGAUAACCACAUCUCUGUCUGGGUGUCCUGGAACAUCAGUAGAGUUCUAGCCAGCAUAGGAAUUAAUAGUUAUGAAUGCAAAUUUUUAAAUGCUGAACAAGUUAGUUAUAGUUAAUAUUGUGGUAGCCUUUACCUGGUGUGUAAUUCAAAUUCUGCCUUAAAAAAAACACCAUUUAGUUUUCAUUUUCUCCGGUAAGUAGUUCUAGGAUAUAAUUCUUCUACCUGAAAAUACAUCUCUGUACAGUGGAUAAAAAAAAAAAUAAAUAAGUGCUGGUUUAGUAAUUUAGAAUUUGAAUACCUUUUUUAAAAAUAAACCUUGUGUUAAUUAAAUUUGGAAUCACAGCAGCCAGUGUUAUGUGUAGACUUGCUGUAAUCUGUUAAAACUUUAAAUACUGUAUACAUAAGCCUCCUUCUUUUUUUUGUGAGAGUGCUGUUUUCUAAAUAAAUGCAAAAUCAAAAGGGAAGCUGGGUUUAUAAACAGAACAAAAAUAAUGGUGCUGUGCCUGUAUACUUCAGAAUGAAGCUAAUAUUGACAUUUAUUUACUGCUAUCAAAUACGUUUUCAGAUUCUGUUGCAGAGAAAAUAUUUUGCCUUAAUUUUUUGUUUUAGUCAUAUUUGCAAGAGCAGAGAAUUUUUUAUGGUGUUUGAGUUAGAUUCAUUCACCUGAAAUUUAGAAACUGAAUGUUAGAGAGCUUCGAUUUGAAAAACAAAUGCUUAAAAAUUGGACCUAGUAAUUCUUAAUUUAAUUUGAAGGGGAUGAAGUUAGAUCUGUAAGGGAUUCUAAAGGUAUGGAUGAAGUUAAUUGAGAACAUUAGAAGAGAAAAAAAAACACCACCAAAUGCCAAGAGAACACCUGAGGAAAAAAGCAACCCAAAAAAACCAAAACAAGAGUGGACACCAAAUUCCUAGGGAAAUCCAACAGCAGUCAGAUGUCUAACUGACAUAAAUGCUUGGCAGGUUUUGCAAAAGCACCAUUCUGUGCUGUUGCAUGCCUAAAAAACAUGUGGAGUCUGUUUACUAGAACGAUUUUGCUAAUUGACUGUAGGCCUUUAAUGACAAAAUCGUUUUUAUAAAUCGUUUGGAUAUUCAAACACACUGAGUUUUCUUUAAUAAAAUUUUACAUUUUGUAAAUUUCAGUUUGAUUCCAUUUUAUUUGAACACAGCUUAAUCAAAUUUUAAACUAUUAGCCAAUAAAUAGUCAUUUUAAAAGGAAGACUUUGAAUACAUGUGGAAUCAAUGAUUGGUUGAAUGAAGUUAUAUAUUAAUGUUGGUUUGCAAAAGUCACAUUUAGAAGAAAGACCAUGUAGAGUGUCCAGUCAAAAUGCUCAGAAAAUAACUUAAAUUAGUAAAAAGUAGUACUUAAAGAGAAGAGGAAUGCAAGGCAAGGUUAAAACCUGACACUAAAGUUUUUUGUUUCGAUGUUCAUGCUAACAGCUGUUCUAAUGUGUGACAGUAAGAUUUGUUUUGUUCUUAGGGAAGCAACUAUAAAUGAAAAAAAUAAAAUUACACUGUGAAUGAG
Messenger RNA from Apus apus (common swift), 2636 nucleotides. RefSeq names its product ADP ribosylation factor like GTPase 5B (gene ARL5B). The record is from RefSeq and is a predicted model, not a curated record. The transcript is spliced from 6 exons. Gene Ontology annotation, cellular component: trans-Golgi network; cytoplasm. Gene Ontology annotation, molecular function: GTPase activity; GTP binding. The coding region runs from base 166 to 705 and encodes 179 amino acids. Gene Ontology annotation, biological process: protein localization to Golgi membrane; intracellular protein transport; vesicle-mediated transport. Lineage: Eukaryota; Metazoa; Chordata; Aves; Apodiformes; Apodidae.